AUGGCGCAUCCAAGGCCUCCUUUACUUUUGUCCAUGUGUAGAUCGUGCAGGAACACCUACCUCACACAGUCACGACGCACCAUUUCGGACUCGAGUCCAAGCUCCUCCAGAGAGCCAGAGCGGCAGCCCAGCAGACUCUCUGAGCGCCUUGGGAUCAAGGUCAACGAGGAAACCCCAGCAAAGGAGACGGAUGCUUUGAGCCAGUUCCACGAGCUCCUGCGUGGAAGCUCAAACAGCAACGCAUCGUCGCAAACCACAAACAAUUCGAUGCGCUCCAUCUUCCAAAGAGACCUCCGGAAUGUCGCACAAUCUGCACAAGCGGAAUCCGCAGCACGACCUUCUGUCAGGAGCUCGUACACGGACGAGCCUUAUCACAUCAACGUCUACGCCCACCGACACAACACCCACAUCACAUUCACGGAACCCAACCGCAACCCGAUCUUGUCCUUCUCGUGCGGCAACCUGGGACUGCGCAACGCGCAAAAGGCAUCCUACGAUGCAAGUUUCCAGCUCGCAGCUUACACGUUUCGCAAAAUGGCAGAGAAACAGUGGAAGCUGGGAGGCAGCAAAAGUAACAAACAUAACAACAACCCGUGGUGUACGCUAUCGAGCAUAAAGAAACCCGCGUACAGUGGCUCCCCGGGUGCAGGAAUUGAAGUCAUCUUCCGAGGAUAUGGGCCAGGUAGAGAGGCCUUCCAGAAAGCACUGCUGGGAACGGAAGGCAGAAUGAUUAAGCCUCUGAUCGCGAAGGUGACGGACGGGACGAGGUUGAAGUUUGGUGGCACCAGGAGUCCCCAGGUCAGGAGAUUGGGUUGA
Molecule: messenger RNA, 816 nt
Organism: Fonsecaea nubica
Lineage: Eukaryota; Fungi; Ascomycota; Eurotiomycetes; Chaetothyriales; Herpotrichiellaceae
Exons: 1
Coding region: 1-816 (271 amino acids)
Biological process (GO): translation
Cellular component (GO): ribosome
Molecular function (GO): structural constituent of ribosome
Source: RefSeq, a predicted model, not a curated record